This is a messenger RNA of Funneliformis geosporum, 710 nucleotides long. NCBI's taxonomy places the organism in Eukaryota, Fungi, Glomeromycota, Glomeromycetes, Glomerales, Glomeraceae. The record is from the annotation of a GenBank genome assembly.
AAAUUUCAUUCAUGGCUAUUGAGAAUGAAGGAUCAACAGAAAGGAUAAAUGGAACGUAUCGCUAUAUAUUACGUCUUUAUGAUCGCCUUAUUAAUGGCCAAAAGGCACUGAUAACUCUUAUGAACAUUCAGGUUUUCUUUGAUAUUCUCGUACCAAAUGGAGAGACUUCAGAUAAAUGCAAAGAAAAGUCAUAUUUACGAAUUUAUAUGAAUGGUACUGGAAAGAGAAAGAAAGCUAUUCAAGCUAUCCAAGAAAAAAAUUUUGAAACUACUUCAGAUGAUUUAUACUCAUUCCACCAAAAGCAAGGCAAAGAGACCAGUCCACUCUGUCCGCAUGAAAUCUACGUAUCUAUAAAAGAUUUCUGUUUACUGGAAGAUCUUACAAUAAUAAGUGACCAAUUCCCCAUUUCAGCUUUCCUAUGGGAUCGUACUCUUAAAGAUGAUCCAAAACCACUAAAGCAAAUAUGUCUUGUCGAUGUUGAAAUAGAACCAGACCUACACUGGAUUACAAUCAUUUGCAGAAAUCAAAUAGGAGUAAAAUCUGAAAAUGAUUUCGUGAAAAAGUAUCUUGUUAAGGCUCCUGAGAAAGGUGAAGAGGAUCUGGAGGAGAAAGAAUAUAUAGGCAAUCCAAUUAAGAUCAAAAUUAGUGUGGGAGAUUAUUUUACUUCUAGCUUUCUUAAACUGUCAGAUUGCGUACUGAUUGAUGUCUGA